Tachysurus fulvidraco (yellow catfish) is the source of this 5553-nucleotide messenger RNA. It is a transcript of the gene sh2b1, whose product is annotated as SH2B adaptor protein 1. The transcript has 11 exons. NCBI's taxonomy places the organism in Eukaryota, Metazoa, Chordata, Actinopteri, Siluriformes, Bagridae. The record is from RefSeq and is a predicted model, not a curated record. Gene Ontology annotation, cellular component: plasma membrane. Gene Ontology annotation, molecular function: transmembrane receptor protein tyrosine kinase adaptor activity. Bases 849 to 3485 code for a protein of 878 amino acids. Gene Ontology annotation, biological process: intracellular signal transduction.
CCCCUUCACUUUCCCUGAGCCCCUCACACUCUUUCCCUCUGUAUCGCGAGAAAUUGACUGGGACAGGAGGCAGAGAAAUAAUCAUAUGCUUAUAACAUAUUGAGAGAGCAAAAUACACGUUAUAGAUGCCAUAUGAUUCAUUUUUUUAGAACGUUGACUAUUUAUUGAUGCAUAACGUAAGAUACGGUGGCUAGUCAAAGUGGAAUGAGAACUAUUACUGAAGGCAACAACACUGGCUUCUUGUCUAAACAACCAGCUAGCUAUGUAGCCGCCGAGCUAGUUAGCUAGCUAGCUAAAUCUGCAACAUAGCCAGCUACGUAGUUUAGUUAGCUUUAGCUAGCUAGCUAAAGCUACUUCAGAAAGCAUUGGUUAACAUUUUCGACUCCGCUUUAUUUUUUUUUGUCCCCCGAACUACAAGCUCACAUAAGCACAGCGCAGGUCUCCAGUUACACCCUGACCCGAAAAUGGCCAUGGAUCCACAUGUCUGAUUUCUUGGAGAGGUCUGCUCAGCUCUGAUCCUCACUGAACUCUAGCUCGCCAUAAUACUUUUGAUGUAUUCUAAAGUCACUCAGUAUGCAGAUUCUUACAUAUGGAUUUGAGUUAGCACUCACUUUUUUUAUGCAGAGUGCACAACCCUUUCUAAAGCUGCACAGUUGUUUCUUAAAUGGGGACAGACUGUCAUCACUCUUUUUUCGGUCCAUUACUUUUCCACGGCCUGUGUAAAGCUUUACCCCAUGAACAGAGCGUGCCUUCUUGACCCCAUUAGCUUGUGACAAUCGCUUGAUCUUCGAUCAGAAGGCUUUAGUGAUUAGUCUGUAAAUCACAGAAAAUCAGUCACUUCUAUAGUUAUGAACGGCUCCUUAUUACCCCCGCCCAGCCCACGGGCUGCAACGAACCCAUCCACUCUUCCUCCAUCCCCUUCUCCCUCGCCUUCUCCUCCAUCUCCCUCAUUGCUUCCCCUUUCUGUGCGUCCACCACCUUUACCCCCUCCAGCUUCUGGCCAGCCACUGUCUUCUCUGUCUGACACACCAACCCCCUCACCUUCUCCUUGCCUCAGCUGGACAGAGUUCUGUGAGUUUCAUGCCCGGGUAGCUGCUGGCGAUUUUGCCCGUCACUUCAGGGCCUUUCUCCUGGAGAAUCCACAUUAUUCCCCUGAUUCUGCUGCUGCUUUCUGCCGCCGUUUCACUGACCGAUUUGUUCAGCAUUUUGAGAGCGAACUUGAGGGAAGCGGUGCAGUGAGGGAGGGUACAGGGAUUUGGGUCACGCAGUCUGAUGGUACAUCACUGGAGGAAGAUGCGACCUCUCCACCACUUCUGCCACCUGAUGCUGUUGCAACCUGCCAGCCCACACACGUCAGGGCUCCGCCCAAGCCACUUUCAUCUCGGCAGGAAUCAGACACUCGAUGUGCAGACAGAUUUCAGAUUCCCAAUGUUUUCCAGGACUCAUAUGCUCAUGCACAAAUUUUGCCACCUUCUUCUUCUUCGUCUUGUUCAUCUUCAAUGGGAGGGAACAACGGUCGAAGGGAAGAUAGGGUGUUGACGGUUAAAAAGUAUCCUGGCCACUUGCCUGAUAACGGAGACCUGGAAGAAGAGGAGGACAGUUGGGUCGGGCCAGUGACAGGAGAGGAGGCAGAGUCAGAUGAGCUAGUGGGGAAGGAUUGUGAGGCAGAGGGUAACACUCUCACAGACAGACCUGACAGCAGCCUGACGACACCACUAAGCCCUGCUGCUGGUGGACCACUAAACUCUGGGUCAAAGGGCAUCAUCCCAGGUGCAGGUGGUCACUCCAAAAACAAGCUAAAGAAACGCUUCUCCCUGCGCAAUGUUGGCCGCAGUGUGCGGGGUAGUGUGAGAGGUAUCCUGCACUGGCGGAGCUCCUCUAGUGAAUCCCCUCAAAGUUGUGGCUCGGCUAAUGCCACGCCACUGCCCUCCAGUUACAGUUACACUAUGGGCCUGCAGGAUGCGAAGAGGAAUGCCCAAGGUGCUCCAUCCUCGCUUCCUGUCUCACUUUCCCUGCCCCUUUCACUCCCUCACUCAUCGUCCUCAUCCCUGCCGCCGUCAUCCUCCAGCAGUGCCACCUCUCUCUCCCUCUCUGAAGCUCGUGAUCGGAGGAGGAGUAAUGGAGAAGGUGAGAAAGAGAAGUGGACUCACAGGCUGGAGAAGCUGCGACUGUCCCGCUCUCCACCACCAACCCUACAAGCACCUGUGGGACCCACGUCAUCCUUGUUGCCCUCUGUCCUACCAUCUAGGAAGACAGGUAGACUUGUGCGAGAGGGAGGAGUGAACGUCUGCUCCUCUGCAGAUGAAUUUGCUGGCUCUCUCGGCUUUCCGGGCUUCUCUUUUGGUUUGUUCCACCAUGGCAUGGACAGUAACAGUGCAGUCUCUGGCUCCAGUGCAGAGCAAACAGGUGGAAUGCCUCCUCCAGUCACAGUGGGGGCGAUAACUGGACGGGGCACGCGCUGGCACAAGUGUCGACUGGUUCUGAAAGAGCGAGACAAGGAAGGAGGCGAGAGAGGAGAGGAGUACUUCUUAGAGUUAUACAUCCCUCCAAAGGCUUCCAAGCCCAGACUAACUAUCCCAUGCUGCUGCAUCUUAGAGGUCAGGAGCACCACAGCUCUUGAAGUGCCAGACAAAGAAAACACUUUUCUUAUGCAGUUGGAAGGACAGGUCCAGUAUGUCAUUGAGACCAGAGAUGCUGUUCAGAUGAGAGCUUGGCUGAGUGACAUUAGAAACAGCAUCUGUCUCAGUGAGCAAGAGGAUAUCGAGGGAGUGUGUGGUGGAACACAGACGGACCUCAGUAGCACACCAGAAUUCAGCGACCGUCUGUCUCAAGUUUGUUAUGGUGGGGUGGGUGGUUCUCCACUGCUGGAGCAACUUCCUCCUGAAUUGCCACCCCGUGCCCCUCUAGAUGAACCUGAUGGUCGACUGCUUAGCGGAGGUGGAGCUAGUCUUGGCAUGCCAUUCCCAGAGACGCCUGAUGCCACAGGGUCCUUCCUGUUCUCAGAGGGCUCAGCGUCAGAGACAGUGGAACACCCAUUAAGUGAGUGUCAAUGGUUCCACGGUACCUUGUCACGGCUCAAGGCAGCCCAACUGGUGCUGGCAGGUGGCAUGGCAAGUCAUGGUGUCUUCCUCGUACGCCAGAGUGAGACACGGCGUGGGGAGUACGUACUCACCUUCAACUUCCAGGGCAAAGCGAAACACCUGCGCCUUUCUUUAAACGAAGAUGGUCAGUGUCGUGUGCAGCAUCUCUGGUUUCAGUCUAUCUUUGACAUGCUGGAGCACUUCCGGGUGCACCCUAUUCCCCUGGAGUCUGGGGGAGCUUCAGACGUCACCCUCAUCAGCUUUGUUGGUGCCACGGCUGCCCGGCAAUCAGGCCGGGACAGGGCAGGCAGCCGGCCCACAGUCUGUGAUGUCAUCACCACGCGCCACCCUGACUCUCCAUCAACCCCCAUCUCUGACUGUGUACUUGACCAACAGACCCCGUAGUCCCCCUCAGCCCCCGCCUCCCCCCCUCCCGCCAGGGCGCCCUCCACCACCCACACCACCGCAGGAGCGUGUAACCGAUGCGGAGGCCAUAGGAGGAGGAGCAGCCAGCGGGCCUGAGGAAUGUGAGGAACGUGAAAGGGACACACCUCUAAGACAGCUAGAAGGGGCAGAGGCCGAAGAGAGAGAGGGAGGCCGGGCCAGAGCCAUCGACAACCAGUACUCCUUCUUCUGAAAAGCAGAGGAGGAGCGCCAGUCACAAUCAGUAUUUUUCACUUCAUAGGAAGAACUUAAGGGGUUGGGGGAAGCAUUACUAACACUAUUAAAAAAAGCUUUUAAAGAAUGAGAGAGAUAUGGAGGGAGACACACACACACACACUUCAUUGAAAAGUAAACAUAAACACUAAGUAACAGUACACUAAGUGGAGACUGGCUGAGGAAACAUUUGUUAAUGUUACACUACAUUUAUUUUAUUGUAUUUCAGUAUUAAAUUUGUCUCUUGUUCUUUUGCAUAGGAUGGUACAGUCCUUCCGCUUUGUGCAAUCACACUGGAUGGUACUCGAUCACCACGUGGUGCUAUCAUUUAUACACAGAUGUUUCAGAUUACAUACGCUCAAUCAUAUUUUCCCGGUACAUUUAUUUCAUUUUGUGUUUGUUGUUUUAUCGUUGGAUCAGCUGCCACUGAAGAACCAUGAUUGUUGCAGUUUGUUUCAGUGCUAGACUUCACACAAGACUGCUGCUUGCCAAAAUAACUCAUCUGUGAGUCAGACAAGAUAUAAAACAUCUCAAUGGACAUUGUUACCUCAGUGCCCUCGGGCUGUAUGGGUACAACUGCUGAUCUGAGACCUUAGAAUAAUUAAUGAAAUAUACAUUUAAAUUGGCUGCUCCCAGAUCAGCAGUCUUGCAGUGAGAUGCUUGAGGUGUUUGAGCCCUGAUGUCUCAUCCAAUGCUUUGCUGAAAUGUACACAGGGUUGGAAGAUUAUUAUGCAACCAAACCACAGUUUCACAUCUGCAACAUGCUGAUGUUCUUACCAGACUCUCACAUUGAUAGCUGUGUGUGAGUCGUUUAAUUUGGUUUGAUAGGUUUGGGUAAAAGGCUAAAGACAAAUUAAUUCAGACACCAUCAGACUCGACUGGGAAUUAAAGAUGUGUGCGCAUGUCAGUUUCAAUUGACUGCUGGUUAAUGUAAAAGGACACGUGUGAAAAGUGAUUUGGUUCAAAAAUCCUGCACCUGUCUCUUAUGUCAGGAGACUUUCUCUCUGUAUAUUUCUCAUUCUUUGUCUAUAUACAGUAGUUGCAUUUUAUUCAUCUUCGCUAUCUGUCUUUAUGACGUCCCUUCAGACUAUCAUCUCUCCUCUCAGUUUCAGCAUUCUUAUACACACACACACACCUGCACACUGUUUUACUUUUGUUUCUUUCAAAAGUCCAGAGGAGGGAGAACGUUGCUAAUUUACACAAGAAUUAGUUUCUUAUUGAAUAUGAUAUGGAAGACCGUGAUAAUUGAUAGUAAUAAUUGUCUAAAUAAUAGUAUUAAUUUUAUUUUUUAUGUUGUUUUAAAAAUGCCUUUGUUGUAUGUCGUAUAUUCUGUGUAUGCAUAAUAUUGUUCUCCAGACUGAGUUUCACAUUUUUGUGCCUUUUUUUUUUGUAUAGAUUGUGAUCUCCCUCAGCCUGUCCCACACUACUUUCCUCUUUUGCCUUGUUACAGUUUCCUCAAAUUUCAAGAGGUUUUAGUUUAUGGUUUUGUCUCUUAGCCCUUUCCAUUUUACUCCUUCACCCAUAGCUCCCACAAUCCCAGAUUUAUCAGAUCCUUGUCUUUAUGUAGUCAACUUUAAAAAAAAAAGAGUAUAUUGGCCCCUUUCCUUGACUAUUGAACUUCUAUUUGUGCCUUCUCGCUUUCUCCUCUCUCUCUCGCUCUUUCUCUUACUCCUCUCUCUCUCUCCUCUUUCUGUGCUGGGACCGUGUGUUGAAGUGGACUGUGUUGUCCACUCUGUGUAAUUAGUUUCAGGUACUACAUUGAAUUUAAUAAUAAUGAUAAUACAUGACAAUGGUGAUAUAAAUAUACUGAAACAUG